Brassica oleracea var. oleracea is the source of this 721-nucleotide messenger RNA. RefSeq names its product cysteine-rich and transmembrane domain-containing protein A. Lineage: Eukaryota; Viridiplantae; Streptophyta; Magnoliopsida; Brassicales; Brassicaceae. The transcript is spliced from 3 exons. The record is from RefSeq and is a predicted model, not a curated record. The coding region runs from base 101 to 463 and encodes 120 amino acids.
CCGUGAAACUGAAAAAAAUAUAUCUUUUUAGUUCCCUUGUUUUGCGAUAAUCCCAAUUCUCUAAAAAAAAAAAAAAAACACUAUUUGAUUCGAAAGAGAAAUGAGCUACGAGAAAGUUCCACCGGAAUCGUAUCCUCCACCAGGAUACCAAUCUCACUAUCCGCCUCCUGGUUAUCCAUCGGCGCCGCCGCCGCCGCCGGGAUAUCCUCCGCCGCAUCACGAAGGAUAUCCUCCACCUCAGGCUCACGGGUAUCCACCGUACCCGCCACCGCGUCCUUACGAAGGCUGUUAUCAAGGCUACUUCGCCGGUAACUAUCCUCCUCCGCCGCCGCCGCCGCAACACUGCAACCACUACCAGCACGAUCAUCACCAUUACCAGGAUUCAAACUCUGACGGCUCCUCUUUCCUCCGUGGCUGUCUUGCUGCUAUGUGCUGUUGCUGUCUGUUGGAGGAAUGCUUCUGAGAAUGCCCUUCCUUCUCCCCGGAUCAUCUCUUGUUACUAUCGUCAUUUACAGUCACAUUGUAUGUUUAAAUCAAAUCCAAUACAUGCCAUAACUUCUCUAUGUCUUUAUAUACUGUGAAUGUUUCUUUGUCUGUUAAUCAUGUACCUCUUUGUUUGAGAGUGGACUAAAUCCACAACAUGUAUCAGAACUCAGAAGAAUCCUAUGUAUGUUCUUUGUAAUUUGUCUGAAUUAUUUGAAAAUAUAUACUCAGCUUGAUA